This is a messenger RNA of Onthophagus taurus, 1766 nucleotides long. Its product is annotated as sodium-coupled monocarboxylate transporter 2-like. Gene Ontology annotation, biological process: transmembrane transport; sodium ion transport. The record is from RefSeq and is a predicted model, not a curated record. Gene Ontology annotation, molecular function: symporter activity. Lineage: Eukaryota; Metazoa; Arthropoda; Insecta; Coleoptera; Scarabaeidae. Gene Ontology annotation, cellular component: membrane.
GCACCGCUCGUUUCCUCUAGUAUUUAUAUCGUCUUAACUUAAAAAUGUCUUUAUUAUUCUCAUGGUUGGAUUACACAUUAUUUAUUUUAAUGCUUUUAAUAAGCACCAUAAUCGGAAUUUAUUAUGGAUUUUUCCAAAAACAAACUUCAGCGAAAGAAUAUCUUCUUGGGGGUAAAAACAUGAACGUUUGGCCAAUUUCUUUAUCAUUAGUGUCAAGUUGUGUGUCUGGAGUACCUCUUUUGACGUUUCCCACGGAAAUAUAUAGUUUUGGAAUAUCAACUGCUUUAGUUACUUUUGAAAUGGCAAUAAUAUUCGGUUCUACAUAUUUCAUAUUUUUACCCGUAUUUUAUCAAUUACAAGUAACAAGUAUGUACGAAUAUUUUCAAUUAAGAUUCGAUAAAAGCAUGAGGAUUCUCGCUUCUGUAUUAUACACUAUUUAUAUGGCUUUGUAUCUACCAUUAGUUAUUUAUGUACCAUCUUUAGCACUCUCUCAAGUUACUGGAAUUGCUGCUGGAGUUUUAAGUCCAAUUUUAUGUGGAAUAUGUAUCUUUUACACAACUUUGGGUGGACUUAAAGCCGUCGUGUGGACGGAUGCUUUACAAUUUUUCUUUAUGAUCGGUUCGAUGUUGGUUGUUGUAGUCGUUGGAACAAUACAUGCUGGUGGAAUUGAAAACCUUUGGAAAUUAGCUUCAGAUAAUGGAAGAUUAGAUUUAACUUUCGAAUUAGAUCCCACCAUAAAGGAUAGUUUUUGGAGUGGAGCAAUUGGAUUCCUUUUCGUUUGGUUCACCGUGGUUUCUUUAAAUCAAGGAACGAUUCAAAAAUGCAUGUCGCUUUCUUCCUACAAAGAAGUCAAAAAAGCUUUAUUGACAUCUUGGAUAACGUUAAGCAUCCUUUUAUUUUUCGUUUUUUUUACUGGUUUAACGAUGUACGCAAAAUAUUUCGAUUGUGAUCCUUUAGCAUCUAACAAAAUUCAAAAACGUGACCAAAUGGUUCCUUAUUUUGUAAUGGACGUUUCUAAGAACAUACCAGGACUUGCUGGGUUAUUUAUAGCAGGAAUCUUAAGCGCAGCUCUAAGCACAUUAUCAGCUGGAAUGAACUGUUUGGGAGCCACAAUUUAUGAAGAUUUCCUGAAACCAUUUCUCGGUGCUAAUAUCUCGGAUAAAAAAACUAGUCUAUUAUUAAAAUUAAUUGUAGCUGCAAUUGGUGUUAUAUGCACAGCUUUAGUUUACGCCGUUGAACAACUUGGAAAUGUGUUACCUCUUGUUUUAAGUGUUUUUGGUGUUGCUGGAGGUCCAAUUUUAGGAAUCUUCACCGUUGGAAUGAUGGUUCCAAUGGUAAACUCAAUAGGUGCUCUUAUAGGAGGAAUAGUUUCUUUAGUAGUAAUGUCUUGGAUUGUUGUUGGUACACAUAUUUAUCGAACAACUCAUCCUUAUUCACUUUUACCAAUAUCGACAGAUGGUUGUCCGUUAAAUGGAACUUUGAGUGCUUUAAAUACAACUGCACACGUUUUUGUAAAAGACGAUGGAUUCUUUUUAUUUAGACUUUCGCCUAAUUAUUAUACAUUAAUGGGAUUCCUAAUUGUCGUAGUUUUAAGUGUUGUGAUCAGUUUUCUUUUUAAGAAGAGAAACACUAUUGUUGAUAAGGAUUGUAUCACUCCUUUUAUGCAAUUUUUAUUGCCUAAAACAGAAAUGUAUUUUCCAGUGGAAGAAAUUGUUAAAUUAACCGAUAAAGAUAAUGAGUAUAAUAAAAUUCAAUUAUAAAUUUAA